Oryzias melastigma (Indian medaka) is the source of this 3374-nucleotide messenger RNA. RefSeq names its product ADAMTS-like protein 2. Bases 42 to 2768 code for a protein of 908 amino acids. NCBI's taxonomy places the organism in Eukaryota, Metazoa, Chordata, Actinopteri, Beloniformes, Adrianichthyidae. Gene Ontology annotation, cellular component: extracellular matrix. Gene Ontology annotation, molecular function: metalloendopeptidase activity. Gene Ontology annotation, biological process: extracellular matrix organization. The record is from RefSeq and is a predicted model, not a curated record. The transcript is spliced from 18 exons.
GGGGCCGUGCCGCCGCUGCAGGAUCAGGACAUGAAUGAACCAUGUUCGGUACCGGAGGCCUCGCGCUCCCCGCCUGCUGCCUCCUGCUGCUGCCGGCUCUCCCGCUGACGUGCGGCCGCCCCGCGGAGGAGGAGGUGUUUCAGUGGUGGGGGGAGUGGUCUAAUUGGUCUUCAUGCUCCAGAAGCUGUGGAGGAGGAGUAAGAAGUCAGGAGAGACACUGUCUCAUACAGAGGCUGUCUACCACCCAGAAUGUGAACAGCUCAUAUUGUGUUGGCUUACCAAAACAGUACCAGCUUUGUCCAAAAAAGCCAUGUCCAAGUCCCAGUGCUAGCUUCAAACAGCACCAGUGUUCCCAGUUCAACUCUAAAGUAUUUGGAAGAAGUUAUUACCAGUGGAUCCCACUUUACCCAGCUGAUGACAUGAGCAUCUCCAAUAAGCCAUGUGACCUGCAAUGCACGACUGAGAGCGGGGAGCGCCAGCUGCUUGUUCCUGCUCAUGAUGGGACAUUCUGUCAUGAUGCCAAACACCAUGGAGUCUGCAUUGAGGGCACCUGUCAGCCUGUAGGCUGUGACGGGCAGCUGUACAGCACCAAGACUGUGGACCGAUGUGGAAAAUGUGGGGGGAAUGGAGCGACAUGCCAGCGCGUCACAGGAUCAUACAGGAAGGGACUCACACAGUUAGGCUAUGUGUUCAUCACCAACAUCCCAGCUGGAGCUUCAGACAUCCAAAUUAUAGAGAGGCACAAGACAGAGAACACUCUUGCCCUGUCAGAUGAAGCAGGACACUUCUUCUUCAAUGGAAAUCCUGUCUUUGACAAUCCACAAAACUUUCAUGUGGCGGGAACCGUGUUUAAAUACAGACGUCCCAGCAGUGGCUUCUCUGACGGGCUGGAGUACAUGACUGCUCAGGGGCCCACAGUGCAGGCCCUCAAUGUUAUGUAUUACAAUGUCAAUGGAAAACGCUCCUAUAUCACAUACCAGUACACCCUGCCACUCACGCCUCACCACAUCUCUGCCUCUGAGGCGGUCUCCUCCGCCCCCCCACACCUUCAUCCUAACCUCACCUCAGAGCACGCCACAGAGAGCGACUCCGGGGUCCAGAGUGGCUCCAUGAACCAGAGCAGAUGUGAGGCAUCUGCACACCGCUGCAACAGCCUGCUGGAAGCAGAGGACCUCUUGGAGGAAGAUGAGGAUCAAAAGGAUGAGCGGGAGGCCCAGACACUGAGCCCAUCUCCCUCUCCUAAUGUGGUUCUGGUCCACAGACCAGUUGAUGCUGGGUUGAGUGGCAAUGAUGUGGUACAUGAGGAAGCUUCACCACCGCCUGACUUCAGCAGUCGGAGCGACUACUCUGCUGCUCUGUCAGAAGUCGCCCCCUACACGUCACAGGGGGAUUUACAUCACAACCAGACAAGCUUUGACUCUGCCAAGCACACACUUACAAAUCCACAAGCAAUGGCUGUCAAAGAACUGCAUCCUGACAGACAGGCUGAAGCAGUGGUGGAGCUUCAGAAGACGACAGCUGCCCAGAGAACCAGCACAGACAGCAAUGACUUCGAUGCGUCUCUGGAGCACCGCGUCACUCCUGCUGACAUGUAUCGUUGGAAGGUCUCUGCUUACGCCCCCUGCAGCUCAACCUGCACCACAGGUCUGUCCAGCACCUACGCCCUCUGUGUCCGCUACGAUGGUGCAGAGGUGGACGACACGUAUUGUGAUUCUCUGACCAGACCAGAGCCCACUCACGAGUUCUGCAGUGGAAAGGAAUGUCCUCCACGAUGGGAGACCAGCGGGUGGAGCGAGUGCUCUCGGACCUGUGGAGAAGGUGUUCAGUACCGCACUGUGAGGUGCUGGAGAAUGCUGUCUCCAGGUCUGGACUCUUCAGUCUACGACUCACUGUGUUUGUACAGACCAGCCAAUAGAAAGCCUUGCUUUGGUCAGAGCUGUGGACCGCAGUGGGAGGUGUCAGAGUGGACAGAGUGCUCGGCACGCUGUGGCUCGCACGGCCUUCGAACUCGGGAGGUUCGUUGCUCUACUGAAAAAAGGAAGUGCAACAAAACCUACCAGCCAGCAGAAAGAGAGGAAUGUGAAGGGCCGCCCUGUGACAGACGCUGGACCGUUUCUGACUGGGGACCAUGCUCAGGUGCAUGUGGGGAUGGACGGAUGCUGCGUACCGUGACCUGCCGCUCAUCGGAGGGAUUAGUGAUGUCAGAGGCGCAGUGUGACCAAUCACUACGACCGCUUACUGUUUAUCCUUGUGGGGACAGAGACUGCGCCCCCCACUGGGUUGAACAGGAGUGGCAACAGUGCGAUGUGACAUGUGGGCGGGGCAUGAGGCAGCGUCAGGUGGUGUGUGCAGGCCUGGAAAAAGGCGUCUUCAAAGAGUUUCUAGACAGCAGCUGUGACCACAACAAGAAACCAGAGAACACCUCCUCAUGUUUCCAGAGACCCUGCUCCAAAUGGUUCAGCACCUCCUGGUCUCAGUGCAGUAAAACCUGUGGAAGUGGCGUCCAGGUUCGAGAUGUGAAGUGUUACCAGGGAGGGGAGCUGCUAACCCUGGGUAACAACUGCUACUCUUUUCUGAAGCCAGAAGCUCGGCAAAACUGCAAAAUCCAGGACUGUCCUGGAGACGUACCAGCAGCAUCAGUCUCAGCAGACGCCGCCUGCCAGGACAAGCCAACAGCCAACUGCGCUUUGGUUCUGAAGGUGAAACUGUGCUCGCACUGGUACUACCGAAAGGCCUGCUGCCAGUCCUGUAAGGCGCCCAGGCACUGAAACGUCCUGCAACCCCCCAGCUCGACACCCAAACAUGCUUCAGCUCAGGAUCGAUUCAAAGACACGUAUGCAACUGAAAACUUCCAGAUGAACAUCCCUCAAUGACCCGCGGGUUUAUAGAAGAGCGACAGAUUUCAGAGCUUCUGACGGGAAUGUCUUGAACAUAGUUGAAAUGUUCUUCCUUUUCAGCCAGCAAACUUCAUUAAUGCACAAAGUUUUUUUCCCCAAAACCAUACCUCUACAUUACACAAAGUUAAGUCUCAAACUAAUGAGGCUGAGCAUGAAGAUGGAGGACUCGUUCAUCCAGGUGGUGUGGCUUUGAGUGUUUGAAAUGUUUCAUUACUCAUACAAGUGGCUUCACCAACCUUUCCCAAAUCUGUACAUUCAAAACAUUUUUCUGGAAGAUAAAGAAAGAUUUUUUCUCUUUCUCCUCACUACAAAAGUAUCUGCAACGACAGUAGGAACAUAAGUGGAACAAAAAGUUCUCAUUAUGUUAAUAAGAAGAUUGUUUUCUCCCCAUCUGUCUUGUUUUCUGGACUGUGCGCCCGACAGAUUUUGGUUUGACUUGAAUUAAAGAACGACUCAAUAAACAUUGCUAAGCAGCCA